AUGACCACCGUCGUCUGCUUCUGGAAUGCAACGAUCGGGGCAUGCGCCAAGGAGCACUGGGCGUCGUGCGGCUACACGUGGCUCAACGUCGCACCCGUUGGUCUCUUUGCCACCCUGUGGCUUUGCUACGGCGUCCGACUGCUCCAGCGCCACGGCUUUCUCGCCCGGUUCCUCCAGCUCAACGCGUCGACGAUCCACGACCAAGUCGCGCAAGGUAUUCCGGUCGAUUGGUGCAGCGUGGGUGCGACGAUGUGCCGCAAGUUUGGGUCGGACCAGCAGCUCCAGCUCCAGCGCUACGUCAAGCUCUGCGCCAUGUGCUCCGAGUGGCCGACCUACACCUUCGCGCCGCUCUCGAUUGCGUUCAAGGUCUCGGGCACGCCGCCAAUCGUCGACAGCCUUCUGUUUUCACUCAACUUUACCCACGAAGUACGUGCAUUCGUCGACUUGGGAAUGCACAACAUGUUCUAG
Molecule: messenger RNA, 468 nt
Organism: Saprolegnia parasitica CBS 223.65
Lineage: Eukaryota; Oomycota; Saprolegniomycetes; Saprolegniales; Saprolegniaceae
Exons: 2
Coding region: 1-468 (155 amino acids)
Source: RefSeq, a predicted model, not a curated record